AUGACUAUUGAAGGCGUCGGCCAAAACUCAACGUACACUAGGGGCGUUACCACCCUUAACCUGCAUUCGAGGAUUGAUGAAGGGGUCGACAUUAGUUUCAACGCGUACAUUUUGAAUUCGAUCACUUCAUCGACACCAGCGAUUCCUGUAAACACAGCCGCCUAUGAGUACUUAAGUGGUCUACAACUGGCUGUCCCUACAUUUGGUUUACCGGGGUGCAUCGAUUUGCUUAUCGGUGCUGAUAUUUGGAGCACCAUCCUCCAAGAUGGAGUGGUAUCAGGAGGCUGUGAUAAACCAUGUGCAUUGCGUACUCGACCCGGGUGGAUUCUUCGAAAAUUUUGGGAUGCGGAAGAACCGCCUGAAGGCAGCUAUGUGGAGGACUGCGAGCAAAUAUUCAUGGACACGUUUUCGAGGAAUCCCGAUGGUCGAUAUGUCGUACAAAUUUUAUUCCGAUUCAACGCUCCGGCACUUGGAAAUUCCCAUCGUGGUGCACUUCGUCAAUUCUUUCAUUUAGAGCGAAAACUGGCUGGAGAUGCGGAUCUUCGUAACAGGUAUAUCCAGUUUAUGCGGGAGUAUGAGCAGCUUGGUCAUAUGCAGCACCUCCGAGAGACAGAAGUUAACUACGGCCAAUGCUACUAUAUCCCACAUCAUGCUGUGACUGCGAAAUUCCGCGUGGUGUUUAAUGCCUCGGCUAAAUCGAGCAAUGACAUAUCAUUGAACGACACGCAACUUGUUGGUCCCCAAUUGCAGGACAAUCUCGUCCACAUCCUCCACAGAUUUCGACGGUUUCAAGUUGCCAUUAAGGCGGACGUGGAGAAGAUGUUCCGUCAGGUCGAGGUGGAUAAAAGGCAUCGCAAAUGGCAGCAGAUUCUCUGGCGGGAGUCAACAAGCGAACCGAUCCGCACCUACCAAUUAAAUACGGUCACCUACGGUAUGGCUUGUGGACCGUACAACGCUAUUCGCGCAUUACGACAGUGCGCCAGUGAUAACUUUUCAGUUAUCCACAAUGUUAACCGGGCAGCUGAGGCCAAGGAGAGCAUCCUCUCAAACUUUUACGUCGAUGAUUACUUGGAUAGUGUAGAUACUACUACAGAGGCAAUCGAGCGUGCUCGUUAA
Messenger RNA from Rhagoletis zephyria (snowberry fruit fly), 1116 nucleotides. RefSeq lists its product as uncharacterized. Lineage: Eukaryota; Metazoa; Arthropoda; Insecta; Diptera; Tephritidae. The record is from RefSeq and is a predicted model, not a curated record.